CAGAAACGGUAUGUGAUGGGUGAGGAUGAUGACGAGCUUCAUAGACUCGGUGAUCAGCACGCCGUGUUGAAGAGCGCCAUGGGAACUGUGGUACUUGCCCCUGUGAACUUCUCUACGCCCGGCCUACGCAUUUUAAACUCUGGAACAGCAGACGGUACAGCGCCAAAAUGCCCUCCCCCAAAUAGCAAUGAGUUGGAAAAUUUUCUGUGCGAGGCUAAAGAGGAACUGGUGAAUCAGGGUGCUUAUUUCAAAAUGGUAGCUGUAUGGGGUCAAGUUGGUCCACCUUCAAAGCCAAUAUGA
Cryphonectria parasitica EP155 is the source of this 300-nucleotide messenger RNA. RefSeq lists its product as uncharacterized. Lineage: Eukaryota; Fungi; Ascomycota; Sordariomycetes; Diaporthales; Cryphonectriaceae. The annotation marks the transcript as partial. The record is from RefSeq and is a predicted model, not a curated record. The transcript has 2 exons.